This is a messenger RNA of Saccostrea cuccullata (small rock oyster), 1376 nucleotides long. RefSeq lists its product as uncharacterized. The record is from RefSeq and is a predicted model, not a curated record. Lineage: Eukaryota; Metazoa; Mollusca; Bivalvia; Ostreida; Ostreidae. The coding region runs from base 17 to 886 and encodes 289 amino acids. The transcript is spliced from 6 exons.
CGGCCCUUCAAUUCUUAUGCCUUUGUCACUUCUUGUGCUUAUGCAACCGCGAUUUUUGAGUCUCCAGAGCGUUCUUCCAACCAUUCUAGGCCCAAUUCAAAGUGUUACAGCAGUAAACAUGCCCAAGAGAAAGGCAUCCUCAGACGAGGGGAAGUCACAGAGUAAAGUCUCCAAGAAAAACAAAUCAAUAGCAGAUGAUGAAGAAGAAACUAAAGGCAGCAAGCAGAAAAAAUCCUACCCAAAACUAGUGGACCCAGCAACAAACAAAGAAACUACAGGAGAAAUUAAAUACACAGCAAAGGAGCCAACACGGAACAAGAAAGGAGAACUCGUUUUUCAUGAUUUCCCAGAAUUCCAUCCGAAUAUGACACCCAAAGAAGUUCUACAGGCAGGCAGUUUUGGCGGAACUUACUUCCGUCCAAUCAAAUCAUCUGUUACAGGUAAACAGUAUAAAGAUGAAGCCUUCAAAGAACUCCCCACAGACUGGACAGAGGGUCUUAACAUCAAAAAACAGGUAACCUCUUCAUCUUACAAUGAGUCAGUAAAUACCUACAAGGUGAAGUGUGGGGGAAGUCUGGAGAUGUGGGAGGAGAGUGGGUGGAUCCACAAACAAGACCCCUACGGCUGGUUCCAGUGGUUCUGCAGAUUCUAUCGAGGAAGGAGGACCCCUGAUGAUGAGCGACAGGUUGGGAGAUGGUUGAGGUGUGCAGGACCCACAGGAAGGUGGAAAAACAACCUCAUCUCCAAGUGUUACCGCAGCGGGGCACGGUAUAAUGACCCCAACAUAUCCCCCGUGGUCAGACAGACCCUACAACACUGGGGGUACAGACUAACAGAGGAGGACUACCUGGCUAAAGAGAAACAGCUCAAGAGGAAGAAAGUUUGAUAGGACUGGAUAGAUUACUGGUGGUUGACAGCAGAUGUUUUAGCAUGGUAAAAGAUAAUGGUGUUUUACAGUGUUUUGCAGAAAAAAACAAGUCAGAGGCUAAAUAGCUUUGAUCAGUACAAAGAGCAUGAUUGUCUUGAAUUUGAAAUUAGGUCAGAGAAAGAAACAGUUUGACAGGAAAGUUUGGAGAUAGCUUACAAACAAUUGUGUACUAGUACCGUACUAGAUAGAAUUGAGUUCCAGACAGCAUUUUCUUUCUGUGAAAAAAUUAUUUUUUUGUGAUACUGAAGGAAGUGGAUGAGUCAGUAUGUGGAUAUAAACCAAAUUCCACUUAAUACCUUGCUUUGAAACUUUUAUCGAUACUUCUCAUAGACUCAUUUCUGUGAAAGUGAAUGUACAGUCUAGUUUUGUUUUUUCCUUUGAAUGUAGUAUGUAGUUUUUUUGGUUCUAUGUUACUCAUAAUCUGGGAGAAUGUUUUGCUUGAAAAGCU